AUGAAGGCGGAAGUAGAAAUGCCCAAGCGCAAAAUCGAGAAGAGUGUGAUAUCCACAGACCUCAGCACCAUCUCUGAUUCCUCUAAACCCACGGACUCAUCUGUAACCACCUUUACCAGAGAAUAUGGAAGUCCUGAGCCCACCUCAAGUCCCAGUGAUGCCUUUUCUACUUCCAGUAGUUUGGGCCAAACCACCAUGUUCUUUCCACACCCAUACAACUGUGAUGACGACCCAGUCUUCAGCUAUGACACCAAUAUUUUUUGUCCCUUGGGCUUCCAUGGUGACCGCUGUGAAUUCUACCCCUUCACAGGCCAGUGCCAGAAUGGGACCAUCUGGAAUGGAAAAGAGUGUGUCUGUGCCCAAGGCUUCUUCGGUUACCAAUGCAAGUCCCUUGUGGACUCCUUCUUCCUAGAAAUCCCAGAAAUAAUCAAUGCCACUUUAGGUGUGACAGUGAAAGUGACUAACAAGAAUUUCACAAAAGAUCUGAAUAACAUAUCCUCCCCAGACUACUGGAAUUUCACUCAACUAUUCAAGAGUCAGAUGGAUAAAGCUUACAUGGGCAAAGACUUUCCCCAGUACAGAGGCGUGAUCAUUAGGAGACUGUUCAAUGGCAGUGUUGUGGUGGAACAUGACGUCAUCAUGGAGGCAAACUACACUUCAGAGUUUGAGGAACUAUUUGCAAACCUCUCUAAACUCAUAAAGGUCAAGAUUAUGAAUGAGACCAAAAGGCUAUCUGGUGAUUCUGAAGAGUGCAGAGCCUCCUCACAUCUGUGCUUCAGUGAGGAAGCCACCAUCGUGAGCGAGAACGUGAUGCUGGGGUUUGACUUGAAGGAGCAAUGCACUCAGAAGGCUGCGAAGGACUAUGCCCAGUUCUACUUUGUGGAUGAGCUGGAUGGGAAGCUGGCCUGUGUGACCAAAUGCACCUCGGGGACGAAGUUGCAACUGAACUGUAAUGAGGGAGAAUGCCAGCUGCAACGCAGUGGCCCCCGCUGCCUAUGCCCAACCUCGGACACACACUGGUACUGGGGAGAGACGUGUGCAUUGAGCACCAGCAAGAGCCUGGUGUACGGGAGUGUGGGGGCCGUGGGAGCACUGCUGGUGGUCAUGGUGGUGAUCCUGACCGUCUUCCUUGGCCGAUCCCAGAGAAAACUGCACAGGCAAGAAUACAAUUUGUGGCAAGGAGAAGAUCUUCCUGGCGGCUUCCAGAACACAGGAAUCUGGGAAGAUGAGAAUCUGAAGGAAGACAGAUUCACCCUUGAAAACAUCUACAGCCAUUUCCAGCCCUCUCUGGAGAACGUUGACCCUACUACAGAGCUCCACAUCCAGAGGCCCAGGGUCCUGACAACUGCUCACUCCUGUCUUGCCAUGCUGCUGCUGGGCAGGCUACAUUCGGGAGAAGAGCCAGGGCUUUGGGGUGCGUCCAAGUUAGCCUUUCUGAGCUUGCUUCCUCUCCAGAAAGAGAAUAAGAACUCGGACUUGUCAGGGCUGGAGGGUUAG
Prionailurus viverrinus (fishing cat) is the source of this 1497-nucleotide messenger RNA. It is a transcript of the gene MUC12, whose product is annotated as mucin 12, cell surface associated. NCBI's taxonomy places the organism in Eukaryota, Metazoa, Chordata, Mammalia, Carnivora, Felidae. The transcript has 15 exons. Bases 1 to 1497 code for a protein of 498 amino acids. The record is from RefSeq and is a predicted model, not a curated record.